Molecule: messenger RNA, 1542 nt
Organism: Pogona vitticeps (central bearded dragon)
Lineage: Eukaryota; Metazoa; Chordata; Lepidosauria; Squamata; Agamidae
Product: 7-alpha-hydroxycholest-4-en-3-one 12-alpha-hydroxylase-like
Molecular function (GO): heme binding; iron ion binding; sterol 12-alpha-hydroxylase activity
Source: RefSeq, a predicted model, not a curated record
AUGAAUUUCUGGGAGACGGUGCUUUGCUCCUUGCUGGGAUCCCUGCUGGCGAUCGUGCUUGGUGGCCUCUACACGGCGGGAGCGUUUCGCAAGAGGAGACCCAAAGAACCUCCUCUGGAUAAAGGCUGGAUUCCAUGGCUGGGACACGGGCUAAGCUUCAGGAAGAACCCUGUUGAGUUUCUGGAAGGCAUGAGGAAGAAGCACGGGGAUAUUUUCACCGUUCUGGUCGGCGGCAACUAUAUCAACAUGGUGGCGGAUGCUUCCACGUACGAGGCCAUCAUUAAGGAAUCCAAAGACAAGCUGGAUUUUGGAACCUUUGCCUUGGUUAUCGUUUCGAACACGUUUGACUUCCACCCGGGCGAAAUUCAUCACAAAAUUGUACAAAACGUUAGCAAGAAGUAUCUCAACGGCAAGAACCUGGCUGCCCUGAACCAGAUCAUGAUGCAGAAGCUGCAGACCGUGAUGCUCCAUGGCCGCGGUUCGAGAGAUGGACCGAAAUCGUGGCAGCAGGACGGAGUCUUCCAUUUCAGCUACAAAACCAUCUUUCAGGCCGCAGUUCUGUCCUUGUUUGGCACCGACCCGGGGGAAAAAGCGGAGAGCAAAGACAGCGACAUAGAAAGGAAGCUGAAAAAAUGUGGAGAGCUCUUUGUUGAGUUUCAAAAAUUUGACCAUUUCUUUCCCCAGUUGGCCCUUGGCAUGCUGGAUGCUCAGAGCAAGAAGGAGGUGGACAGGCUGAGAAAUAUCUUGUGGGACUUCCUUUCUGUGGAAAAGAUGUACCAGAGGGACGACAUCAACCCCUGGAUCACUGAACAAGACAGAGAGAUGGCGGAGGCGGGAAUGACCGAGAAGAUCAGAACUCAGGUGCAGCUUCUUCUCCUCUGGGCCUCGCAAGCUAACACAGGCCCGGCUACUUUCUGGAUCCUUCUGUUUCUCCUGAAACAUCCGGAAGCCAUGAAGGCCGUGAGGGAAGAAGUGGAGAAAGCCCUGCGAGAGGCUGGCCAGGAGGUCAAGCCAGGUGGCCCUUUUAUCAACGUGGCCUUGGAGACCAUCAAGACGCCUCUUCUGGACAGCACCAUCGAGGAAACCCUGCGCUUGAAAGCCAGCACGUUUCUGUUCCGGACGGUGAUGCAGGAAAUGGGUCUUACCAUGUUUGACGGGAAAGAAUACCUCCUGAGAAAAGGGGACCAGAUUCUCCUCUUCCCCUUCCUUUCGCUGAACAUGGAUCCAGAAAUCUACCCUGAGCCUCAGAAGUUCAAAUACGACAGGUUCCUGAACCCCGAUGGCACCAAAAAAGAAUUUUAUAAAAACGGGUUGAAGCUGAAGUAUUACAACAUGCCCUUUGGCGCUGGACCCUCUAUGUGUCCUGGGCGCUUCUUUGCGGUGAGUGAAAUGAAGAUGUUUGUGAUUCUGAUGCUGAGUUACUUUGACAUGGAACUGAUCGACCAAGGAGAAGAAAUCCCUCCGGUGGAUGUACAUCGCUUUGGGUUUGGAACGGCAAACCCUUCUUGUGACAUCCAAUUCAGGUAUCGGCCGCGAUUCUAA